AUGAAGGCUUUGCCAAUCAUUCAUCAACAUGACAGAGUGGCGCGAAAGGUGAACGACGUGUCAGCAGCUGAUUGGCGAUUCCAAACACACGUGGAAAUUUCGUAGUUUUCACGUGUGUUAUUACGGCUUUUCACAGAGCUUUAAAUCCUUGUAAAACACAGCAUUUUACAUGACAAAUUAUGCUCUCUACAGAUAUUAUUCAUUAAAAAUGCAACUGUGUUAUAGAAAGAAAGAACUCUUAAACGUGGCCCUUCUGAAAGACAUCAGUAUGCAGUCUCCGAAGACGAUUUAUUUAACGCCCUUGAUGUUACGCGAGUCGAUGUGGUUUACGUAGGAAAUGAAAAACAUUGCUUAUUGAAGUGUUUGAAAAGUAUACUAUGUUUUUCUACAAUCUAAGCCUGCGUGCAUUUCGGUAAACAUAGGAGGGUCUCGUGUGAACUUUUUUCUUCAAAUAAAUACCACUCCUUUAAAGGUUUUCCAUGAAUGCAAGUUUUUCAUCGUUACAUAAUUUCGGUGAAUUGCUUUUUAAUCAUCAAUUCCAAUUCAUCUUUAUAAUAUUCUUAUUUUUCUGGGUGUUAUUUCAUAUUAAAAAAUUAUUCCUGAGGGAGCUCUAAAGGUUUUGAAAAAAAUUCAUGGCGAGCUUAGAUCACUUCUAUGAUGACUAAUGAUCAGUAUCUUUAAUACAAAUGUUUGAGAACAAUCAAAUAUGGUCUAUUUAUUCUCCGUAAAGGCUUUGUGAAAGUUGUCCUUGUCAAAACGAGGGUCCCUGCUGAGCAAUUUACGAAACCAAAGACUAUAAGUACAAUUGUUUCUGUCAGCACUAAAAACUUCUUCGGAGUGACGUGUGAACAACUGUGUAAGUCCUUUACGUAAUAAAGUCAACUGCUAGCUGGGGAAAAGCAAUAACCUCUUUAUUUAUAUUGUUGGUCAAAAAAUUCUAGUGUUACAGGGGCCACUAAAUUUCUUUCUCUAGCUAUGUAUGCCUGUUAUACUAACUGAACUGAAAACACCUUCCCUUACUUGGAACAUAAUUUGUUUUGUAAUACUUUAAUCCGAGUGUUGCUGAGUCAAAUUCUUGUCUUUGUUUGGAGGUGGAUCAUGAUCUCGAUAGCUGUUUUCUUCUUUUUUGUUAUCAUUUUUAUUAUUUAUUUCACAGUUUGGGUUACUAGUCCGAAAUGGAAAGUUGCCAGCACAUCUUGUUACAGGUAUUUAGCUCAAGUGCUUAACCUUUCCCGAGCUAAAUUGCAUUCUAAAACAUUGUAAAGCACUUUUUGCUGACUUUCAACACUUCAGAGGAACACCACGAAGUCCUUCAUGAAGCGUGCGACAGUGUGCGGAUUGGACUGGGUCGUAAUCCAUCCAACAAAGAGGUCUGA
This is a messenger RNA of Pocillopora meandrina, 1376 nucleotides long. The record is from the annotation of a GenBank genome assembly. NCBI's taxonomy places the organism in Eukaryota, Metazoa, Cnidaria, Anthozoa, Scleractinia, Pocilloporidae.